AUGAACACCACCAGAACUUUGGUUGGCUCUGACCAAGUCAUUGUGGCCUACUCAAAUGGUGAGAUCACCGCUGGAGAGAUUUCUCGUGCUUUAUUCUAUGUCAAUUGUCGCUUGUUGGCCAUGUGCCUGUAUGUGGACAAGAGCUUUGCCACUGCAAUGCCUGGAUAUGCAGAAACAUUCCACACCCUCAUGAAAUGGGAAGUGGAGACCUUUGUAUCACCUUUUAUCAACAUAUCCUUCCUUAGCAGGUGCUCCGCUGUCAUCCCAAAAUUGCUUCAAGAUGUGCUUGCAGUGAUGGUUGUACAUACAUUGGCAGACCGGCAACUGGAUGUGAAUGAGUUUCUGAAGGAUAUCAAGGCAUUGGCUCUCUCUGUGGAUUCUGCCAUAUCUGAUGAAUAUGACAUUGCACAUAUGCCAGAUUACUUCAAUGCCUGGUGGAAGGAAAACCUGGCCUCUUGCAGGGUGUCAGACAUGUUGCCAAAGUCAUGUGUCCAAGAUGUGAUGGAGUUGGUGAAGGGACAUUUUUCAGAACUUCCUGAUCAUGUGGAAACCGGCCAGCUUCCAUAUAUGCUUACCCAUGGCCCAGUUCUUAACCCGGAGACAAUCAGAUUGGCAUCUCUUGAGCAGUGCUGUCAGACAACAAUUGGCAGAGAGCUGUUGGAAAUAUUGCAGGAAAGAAUGACAAACUUUUUGCACUCCAGUAAUAGGUUGGCCGGAUUAGUUGGGCCUGUUGAUCAACUGACUAGGGCUGUGGCGUCCUCACAAUCACUCAUGGACCGGUUGAAUGUAGCUUAUGACUGGGCAUUAUACCAGACCUACCUUGCCAGUGAAUUGGUUUAUGACACCUUCAUGUCAAAAAUUCAUCAACAACUGGUAAACCAAAUGAGUGUUGGAUUGUUGGAUAUUGACACCUGUAUUACUUUGGAGCAGCUUGCCAAUGUCUUGGCCAUGGCUUACUGCAAUCCUGGAAGAAUCAUCAUCUGGUAUUUGCCUGAUGCAAUGACCAGUAUAAUAAUGACCAAUAUGCAUUGUGCCACAAAUUCCAUGGGUAAUUUGUUGAACAAUAGCAUCACAACCAGCAAGCCUACUGCAUGGAGGACACAUGCUUCAAAUUUCUAUCCAAGUCUGAAUGGAAAGAUCACCCCCGGUUGCAUCAAUACAUCACCAGCAUGGUUUCAGCAAGGAAGAGAGAAACAUGGUUUCCCAAAUCUCAAUCUGGGAGAUGGCUUCUCACCUGAAGUAUCAGCCUCAUUGAAAGGUGAUGUUGGUAGCAAUAUCACCACCUCCCUUCAAAGAUCCAGUAUCCUUGUCUCUGCUGCACUUUGGGUCAUGCACCCAGAUCUUUAUCAGGCUGGAAUCAAAACCCAAGUCAGGCUGGGCAAAUGGGCGACCCGUGUUCAAUGUGGUGUCAGUCAUUUGCAACCACCGGUGACCUGCACCAAACUGGUCCGGUGCAUGACCGUAUGGUGUUAG
Molecule: messenger RNA, 1473 nt
Organism: Suillus bovinus
Lineage: Eukaryota; Fungi; Basidiomycota; Agaricomycetes; Boletales; Suillaceae
Exons: 8
Coding region: 1-1473 (490 amino acids)
Source: RefSeq, a predicted model, not a curated record